Gryllus bimaculatus (two-spotted cricket) is the source of this 1713-nucleotide messenger RNA. NCBI's taxonomy places the organism in Eukaryota, Metazoa, Arthropoda, Insecta, Orthoptera, Gryllidae. The record is from the annotation of a GenBank genome assembly.
AUGCUUCAGAAGAAAAUAUUAUUUUCUUGGUUUGUAAUCUUCAAUGCACUACAAGGAUGUUUUGCUCCAGAAUGCAAACACGAAAUAUAUUGCAGAGGAAAACUGCUGCACGAGGUGCAAAUGAAAGCUAUUUUUCCUGAUUCUAAAACGUUUGUUGAUAUGAAACUGAGAUACCCUUGGAAGGAAACAGUUGAUAAGUUUGAAGAUUUGUAUAAGCAAUCAGGUGGAAAGGUCACCCGUGACAAGGUUGAACAAUUCGUGAAAGACAACUUUGAACCUGUCGCUAGUGAGUUUGAGAAAUGGAAUCCUCCAGACUGGAAACCUGUUCCGAAGUUCUUAAAGAAAAUCAAAGACCCCAAACUGUGGGAAUUUGCGAAAAAGCUGAAUACGAUAUGGAAAUUCUUGGGUCGCAAAAUCACAGACGUGGUUCGCGAAAACCAGGAACUGUAUUCUAUAAUUUACAUUCCGUACGGAGUGAUAAUUCCCGGAGGUCGAUUCAGAGAAACGUAUUACUGGGACUCGUAUUGGAUCAACCGAGGCCUUAUCACUAGCGAGAUGUUUUACACCGCUCGAGGCAUAAUCGCCAACUUCUUGUACAUGGUGCGGAACGUGGGGUUGAUACCAAAUGGCGGUCGCAUUUAUUACAGUGGCAGAUCUCAGCCCCCCAUGGUCAUCCCAAUGGUGCGCAGCUACAUAGAAGCCACGAAGGACAUUGACUUCCUGCGAGAACACUUGGAUACUCUGGAGCAGGAGUUCCAGUUCUGGAUGAAGCACCGCACGGUGAACGUGACGGUGCGCGGCGUGACGUACCGCCUGGCGCGCUACUACGAGGACAGCAUGGGCCCGCGGCCGGAGUCGUACCGCGAGGACAUCCACCUGGGCCAGGUGUUCCCGGACGCCGCCACGCGCCAGCACUUCUACUGCGAGAUCAAGGCGGCCGCCGAGUCGGGCCACGACUUCACCAGCCGCUGGUUCAUCAACGACCGCGGCGUCAACAAGGGCGACCUCUCCAACACCAAGACGCGCUUCAUCGUGCCCGUGGAGCUGAACGCGGUCAUCUACUGGAACGCGAGCAUCCUGUCACGCCUCGCCAAGGAGAUGGGGCUGCGCAAGAAGGCGUCCAAGUACUCGGACAUCGCCAAGGAGUGGCUGCUGGCCGUGGACAAGGUGCUGUGGCAUGAGGAUGUGGGCACGUGGCUGGACUAUGACCUUCUCAACAAAAGGCGACGUGAUUACUUCUACCCUACAAAUCUGGCACCGCUUUGGACCGGCUGCUUCUUCAAGGACCGCGCGGAGGAGCUGGGCGAGAAGGCGCUGGCCUACCUCGACCGCUUCAAGAUCCCCACGUUCCCGGGCGGCGUGCCCACCAGCUUCGAGCAGACGGGCCAGCAGUGGGACUACCCGAACGCGUGGCCGCCGCUGCAGGACCUGGUGGUGUCGGCGCUCGAGGCCACGGACGACCCGCGCGCGCAGCGCUUGGCCCGCGAGAUGGCGCUGCGCUGGGUGUGGACCAACUACCGCGGAUGGGUCGACACCAAGGUGAUGCACGAAAAGUACGACGCGCGCAAGGCCGGCGCGCCGGGCGCCGGUGGCGAGUACGAGAGCCAGAUGGGCUUCGGCUGGUCCAACGGCCUCGUGCUGGACUUCAUGGAGCGUUACUCGGACCAGCUGGUGCCCAGCGACGAGCCCGAGGGCGCCGUGCAGCGCGCGCAG